Molecule: messenger RNA, 1119 nt
Organism: Closterium sp. Yama58-4
Lineage: Eukaryota; Viridiplantae; Streptophyta; Zygnematophyceae; Desmidiales; Closteriaceae
Source: the annotation of a GenBank genome assembly
AUGCAAGGAGCAGUGGGAAGCGGAGAUCAGGCGGGGGAUGGAACGGAAACCGCAGUGCAACGGCCAAGUGCGCAGCAUCAGCAGCAGCAUCAGCAGCAGCAGCAGGAGCAGCAGCAGGAGCAGCAGCAGGAGCAGGAGCAGGAGCAGGAGCAGGCGGAGGGAGCACGCGAGGCGUCAAGCAGCGUGCGCGCUGUGGAGCGCGUUGCCGCUGCCCGCCAGGGCGGGGCAGCCUCGUGGAGACCUCCCACCUCGCUCACACGGAUGCCGUCCCUCAACCGAGCCUCGGGCUUCCCUGGGCUAGGGCUAGGCUCGGGUAUCCAGGGGCUAGGCUCGGGCAUUCAGGGGCUAGGCUCGGGCAUUCAGGGGCGCGCGUCAGCAGUGCGCAGCAGGCUGCAGGGGGGAGCGAUGGAGGCGGGGAGUCGGCUGCAGGGCCGCGCGUACGGCGUGGGCAGCUCCCUUCACGACACGGCCGCCGUGGUGGGCGGAGCGAUCCAGGGCUGCGCCGUGGAGGUGGGCGGUGCGAUUCAAGGCAAGGCGGUUGCGGUGGGCAGCACGAUACAGGACACGGCAGUGGUGGUGGGCGGUGUGAUCCAAGAUAAGGCGGUGGCAGUGGGCAGCACGAUACAAGACACAGCAGUAGUGGUGGGGGGGGCGAUUCAAGACAAGGCGGUUGCGGUGGGCAGCACAAUACAGGACACGGCCGUGGUGGUAGGCAGCAGGAUUCAGGGCAAAGCGGUGGAGCUGCAGGAGAGAGCGGUGGAGGUGGGUACGAGCAUCCAGGACAGGGCGGUGGAGGUGAGCAGCACGCUGCAGGACGUGGUGUCGGAGGUGGGGCAGGUGGUGACUGAGGUGGGCGUGACUAUACAGGAGAAGCAGCAGGAGAUCGCCAAGGUGGUGCAGCACACGGCGGAGGACGUGGAGAGGAGCCUCCCGCCCCCCGCGCAGGGGGCGCUGAGGACAGCGGGGUGGGGCGUGCAGGCGGUGGUGAGCGUGGUGGCGCCCGUGCUGGAGCGCAUCCCCGUGACCAAGGGGCAGCUGGCGGGCGCGGCCGUGGUGGUGGUGCUGUUCAUCAAGGCCGUGGAGCAGUGGUGGUACCAGUUCCAGCAGGACUCACGGUGA